CGUGCGUGAUAACUUUCAACGCAGGCGCGUACGGCACUUUCAAAGUUUGAACGUUCGUACGUUGUGCAAUGAAUGGCCCCCUUUGCUACAUUAUUUGUCACAUUUCCUGAGUAAAAUAUCCUUGCUAGUGUGCACAGCAUGGCAGGUUUUGUUUCCGACUUGAAUUCCGGUACACUGCUGUGGUGUGUUGUAUCUCUCGUAUUCCUUACGUCAGUGGCGACGGAUACCUGUCCCGAUUCGUGUCGUUGUCAUGGCAACUCGCUGAAAUGUACCCCGGAUGUGAACGGGGGAACCCGACUCCUCAAAGUGCCGCCAGAUCUGCUGCGUUACAACAUGUUUCACAUCAAAUACGCGAACUUAUCUCGUAAUGAAUUGCAGCAGAUUGAGCCGGGAGAUUUCUAUGGCCUGCCGAGAGUUAUCAGAUUAGAUUUGCGGCACAACCGACUGAGGGCGCUGUUGCGGAACGGCUUCAGCGGACUGGAAGAUCUAACCAAACUUGAAUUAUCCUACAAUAUCAUCAGAUACAUCGAUCGCUUUGCAUUCGAAGGAUUACCGAAUGUACACAAAAUCGAUCUUUCAAACAACGAGAUUGCGUUUCUUGAAGAUGACUCCUUCAACACGAAAAACGGUUUGGGUUCCCUCCUCAGCUUGGACCUUUCUUUUAACAAAAUCCACGACCUGGACGGAAGGACAUUUCUUGGGCUUGAAUCGUUACGGGAAUUGUAUCUGAACCACAAUGCCAUGAGGUACAUCCGCACUGACGUAUUCACCCCAUUCGAAAAUCUCGAACUGAUAUACCUCGGCGGCAACUUCAUAAACUGCACCUGUGAUUGGCUGAAAGUUUUUGACAACUUGCAGUCACGUGAUAUCGAGAUAAUGGAUACAAGCGACGCUCUCAGGACGUGUACAGAUAACGCCCUAACAUGCGACACAGAACUCGAACCCGGCGACUACUCCGACGAAGACACCGACAUCCAGCGUGUCGCCACCAACCUCACCCUGGAGGACCUACGGCCGCCCGAGACGGACCGCCACGGUAACAUCGUCUCCGCGGACGGCAACUCUUUCCCACCGUGGAGCGUGGAAGGGGAGCGCGUGCUGAGCACGCACGACGCCGAGAUGAGACGGCGCAUCGGGGAGGUUGAGGACAGGGACCGACGGAGGGUGUUCACCGUGGUGUUUCAAGAGAGGAUGAGGGGGUUCCUGAAGAGGAUGAUGGACCGUGGAAAUUGGUUGACAACAACCGCAAGAGCAACGACUGGCGGCAACAGCGAAGAAUAUACAGUCGUCCAAAUUACGAAUAUCACUAAACACAGUGAAAACAAUGUCACCAACACCACACUUCACCCCUCUGACGCCAAAAUGGACAAAGUCGUCGCUGACGCGAGAAUCGUGAUUAAAGAUGUCCUACAACUCCUCUUCCCUCCCGGCGGCUUCUUCAACGCCUCCGAGAUUUCCCGAAAGGCGCCUAUCGGACCCUCGGGGAUACCCGACCCAGUCCGAGUCAUCCUCGGUCAGGUUGCCGAAGCUCGCCGAGCGGUGGCCGAGCUCAAACAGCGGAGAGCCGCACUGUCGACACCCAAACCGAGUGCACUCGCACCGACAACCAGUUCAAAAAGUGGACAUACUACAACCAGAAGUGUACACCCUCUGACGAUGGGGACUCGGUUGCCCCAAAGCGCCCUCUCCCGACCAGAAAUUGAGAUCCCGUUCUUCGCUGUGAUCGGGAUUUUUGUCUUCGUCUGUAUUGCUGCAGGGGCAAUCGCUAUGUUUUCGGGACUGUGCCGUGACAAAGCGCAAUGCUGUCAAUGCAGCUGCUUGUCUGCAAUCUCCGAGAAACUGACCAUGAGGAAACAGCAGAUCGAGCGUCAGAGCCGAAAGACUACAGCCGCCAAGAGUGACUUCAUUAAGAUGCACUGCCUAGCAAAACAUACGACUGAUUCAUCGGUGAAGUCAACAAGCCCGGACAAAAUGCCGACACAACUCGCAGCAGACGAACACGGUGUGGUGUCAGUCACUCCCCUGGUUCUCACCGACGAGUUUCCCGAUGAAUCCGGCACCACGCCGCCAAAAAGCCAGCCCGGCCAGCGGAAGACGUCCACUGGUCUGUUGGGUUACAUCAAAAAUCGUCUUUCAUCCACCAACAAAGAUGCCGCUUUAAAAGAGGCGCCAGAAACAUCACCACGCGACGAAAUCACCUUGUUUGAUAUCUCGGUGCAUGGCAGUACCAGCGAGCCACUCAAAUCGACGACUGGGACACGUGAUGCAAGGGAUGAACGCGACGGGUUACCAGUGCGAUCGACCGAUGCGCGCGCAGAAAAACCAAAACUCCCAGCCAAUCAGACGGCAGAAUCAAAGACUCCCGUUGGUGCCUCCUUUUUAGCUUGCGAUACCACCAAAGAAAAUGUGGAUGAGAAGCCUCUAGCAAGUGCAAUCGAGAGCGAUGAUAAAAUAGACGUAAAAGAGACCUCUUCCGAUCUUCGCUGGUACGCCAGAGAGUGUCUCUCUAACCAAAGGAUGAUGACGCAAGCAAGAACACAAUCCAUGACGUCAUCCAAUGGCCAAACGGUCAAGAAAGGAGACUCAGAGGAAGAUGGGAUAUGGUGAAAAUAGAACAAGACAUGUUCCAUAUUUUUCUUCAUACUUCAUGAAGAAAAAAUAGAUGUUGGCAACUCGUGACAUAUGAUACCGAGCAUUGCGACCAACUUGGAAUGAUACCAAGUCAACACCAAACAGCUGGUCGCCAGUUUUCACCGAGCACCGAGCCCAAGUUCAAAAUCCAUUUCUUGUCCCAAUUCAUGAAACAGUCGUAGCCUUUCGGAGCUUGCCACCAAUUUAAGGCAGGAUAAGAACACGGAAUUGAAUAUAGUAACUACAGAUGCAUUUGUAUUAUUUACAAACCUUGUUUGGUUUUCAUUAUUUCAGUUUUAUAAUUACUAAAUAUUUUGCGUGCUUGUUGAUGAAGUUUCCUGUGUACACUUGUGACAA
Molecule: messenger RNA, 2988 nt
Organism: Patiria miniata (bat star)
Lineage: Eukaryota; Metazoa; Echinodermata; Asteroidea; Valvatida; Asterinidae
Exons: 14
Coding region: 139-2607 (822 amino acids)
Molecular function (GO): protein binding
Source: RefSeq, a predicted model, not a curated record